Molecule: messenger RNA, 3843 nt
Organism: Lontra canadensis (Northern American river otter)
Lineage: Eukaryota; Metazoa; Chordata; Mammalia; Carnivora; Mustelidae
Gene: LRRC8C
Product: leucine rich repeat containing 8 VRAC subunit C
Exons: 3
Coding region: 225-2636 (803 amino acids)
Molecular function (GO): protein binding
Source: RefSeq, a predicted model, not a curated record
GGCUGCGGGGCUGGGGCGGUAGCUGCGUCCCGGCUCGGAGCCCGCGAAGAGGACGAGGAGGAAGGCGCCGCGGUGGCCGCGGCCGCAGUGCUCCGGGAGCCACACGCCAUGAGCAGCGGCCCCGCCGACGACCCCGCUGUCGCUGGCCGCCGCUGAGCCGGACCAGGAGACAGCUCGCCGCUCCCCAGCACCCUUCCCGCCGGCACCCUCGCGCCCAGAGAAACAUGAUUCCGGUGACAGAGUUCCGGCAGUUCUCUGAGCAGCAGCCUGCCUUCCGGGUGCUGAAACCGUGGUGGGACGUGUUUACCGACUAUCUUUCGGUGGCUAUGCUGAUGAUCGGUGUGUUCGGAUGUACUCUCCAGGUCAUGCAAGACAAGAUCAUCUGCCUUCCGAAAAGAGUCCAGCCUUCUCAGAAUCACUCUUCCGUGUCCAAUGUCUCUCAAGCAGUUGCCAGCACCACCCCGCUGCCUCCCCCUAAGCCGUCGCCUACCAACCCCGCCACCGUGGAGAUGAAAGGACUCAAGACAGACCUGGACCUCCAGCAGUACAGUUUUAUAAACCAGAUGUGUUACGAGCGAGCCCUCCACUGGUAUGCCAAGUAUUUCCCUUACCUAGUCCUCAUCCAUACCCUGGUCUUCAUGCUCUGCAGCAACUUUUGGUUUAAGUUCCCCGGCUCCAGCUCCAAAAUAGAGCAUUUCAUCUCGAUCCUGGGGAAGUGUUUUGACUCCCCUUGGACCACACGGGCUUUAUCAGAAGUGUCUGGGGAGGAUUCAGAGGAGAAGGACAACAGGAAGAACAACAUGAGCAGGUCCAACACCAUCCAGUCUGGUCCGGAAGGCAGCCUGGUCAACUCUCAGUCAUUAAAGUCCAUCCCUGAGAAGUUCGUGGUUGACAAGUCCACAGCGGGGGCCCUGGAUAAGAAGGAAGGUGAGCAAGCCAAGGCCUUGUUUGAGAAGGUGAAGAAGUUCAGGCUGCAUGUCGAAGAAGGUGAUAUACUCUAUGCUAUGUACGUUCGCCAGACGGUGCUGAAGGUUAUAAAAUUCCUCAUCAUCAUCGCGUACAACAGCGCCCUGGUUUCCAAAGUUCAGUUUACCGUGGACUGUAAUGUUGACAUUCAGGACAUGACCGGAUAUAAAAAUUUUUCUUGUAAUCACACCAUGGCCCACUUGUUCUCAAAACUGUCCUUUUGCUACCUGUGUUUUGUAAGCAUCUACGGACUGACGUGCCUUUACACCUUAUACUGGCUGUUCUACCGUUCUCUACGGGAAUACUCUUUUGAGUAUGUCCGCCAGGAGACCGGCAUUGAUGACAUUCCGGAUGUGAAAAAUGACUUUGCUUUCAUGCUUCAUAUGAUAGACCAGUAUGACCCGCUGUAUUCCAAGAGAUUUGCCGUGUUCCUGUCUGAAGUGAGCGAGAACAAAUUAAAGCAGCUGAACUUAAAUAACGAGUGGACUCCCGAUAAACUGAGGCAAAAGCUGCAGAUGAAUGCCCACAACCGGCUGGAACUGCCUCUCAUCAUGCUCUCUGGCCUUCCGGACACAGUCUUUGAGAUCACAGAGCUGCAGUCUCUAAAACUUGAAAUCAUCAAGAACGUGAUGAUCCCAGCCACCAUCGCACAGCUCGACAAUCUCCAGGAGCUCUCGCUCCACCAGUGCUCAGUCAAAAUCCACAGUGCGGCACUCUCCUUCCUGAAGGAGAACCUCAAGGUCCUGAGCGUCAAGUUUGAUGACAUGAGGGAGCUGCCUCCCUGGAUGUACGGGCUCCGGAAUCUGGAAGAGCUCUACCUGGUCGGCUCUCUAAGUCACGAUAUCUCCAAAAACGUCACCCUCGAGUCUCUGCGGGAUCUCAAAAGCCUUAAAAUUCUCUCUAUCAAAAGCAACGUUUCCAAGAUCCCGCAGGCCGUGGUGGACGUGGCCAGCCAUCUCCAGAAGAUGUGCAUCCAUAACGACGGCAGCAAGCUGGUGAUGCUCAACAACUUGAAGAAGAUGACCAACCUGACGGAGCUGGAGCUGGUCCACUGCGACCUGGAGCGCAUUCCCCACGCCGUGUUCAGUCUGCUCAGCCUCCAGGAACUGGACCUCAAAGAGAAUAAUCUGAAGUCCAUAGAGGAAAUCGUUAGCUUCCAGCACUUGAGAAAGCUGACGGUGCUCAAACUGUGGCACAACAGCAUCACGUACAUCCCGGAGCACAUCAAGAAGCUCACCAGCCUGGAGCGCCUGGCCUUCAGUCACAACAAAAUAGAGGUGCUGCCUUCACACCUCUUCCUGUGUAACAAAAUCCGGUAUUUGGACUUGUCCUACAAUGACAUCCGGUUCAUCCCGCCCGAAAUCGGAGUUCUGCAGAGUUUACAGUACUUCUCCAUCACGUGUAACAAAGUGGAGAGCCUUCCCGACGAACUCUACUUCUGCAAGAAACUGAAAACCCUGAAGAUCGGGAAAAACAGCCUCUCGGUACUUUCACCGAAAAUCGGGAAUUUGUUAUUUCUUUCCUACUUAGACGUUAAAGGCAAUCACUUUGAAAUCCUCCCUCCCGAACUGGGAGACUGCCGGGCCCUGAAGAGAGCCGGGUUGGUUGUGGAAGACGCUCUGUUUGAAACUCUGCCUUCGGACGUCCGGGAGCAAAUGAAAGCGGAAUAACUUCUUUUUCUUUAAAGCUUCACUGAACCGUGCUUCUACCAAAUACAGUAUAAAUAAUUAGGUAGUCUUAAUGCCUUUCCUAUUUUAUUUUUUUUCUUUUUCACACAACACAAACUGUACACAGAGAUUGAGUAAGGAGUCUGUAUUUUUUAAUAAAAAUUUAAUUGUAUUUUUUCAAUAUUAAUAUUUUAAAGUUUUAUUUGUCCUGGAACCUAGUGUAUCUAUUAUUGUUUUCUACUGACAGAAACAGGUGGUUCCAUCUGGGUUUUUUUGUGUGUUUCAUUUCAUUCUCAUGAAAGGGAGGGAAUUUUAAGUUGCAUGCUUUUUGGUCUUUUUUAAAUAGAUAUUUUGCCAAGGUGAUUAUUUUGCUUGUUUACACCUGUCCAGGGUCCUUAUAUUUGUUUUCCUUGUGUAUGUACCAAGGAGUCUGUACUAGUCAUCGUCAUACUGGCUGCCUUCUGCACUGGCCAAGUCCUCCGUCCUACAGAAGACUCUUCUCUGGAGGGUAAAUUCACAGAAGUGCAUUGCCACAGACCAUUGUUUUCAAAAUUUCUCCUCAUCUCCAGCAGAACCCCACUUGCGUUAUUUCCUCUACUUGACGGUCCAUGUGAUCGUUAGGCUGGGAUUUUGUUACAUGAGUGAAGACAGUAAUCUCUUCCAUGCUGAGCUGAUCUGAAUUGGUCAUUUCCCAUCUAACUGAUUUGCGUUCUCACCAACAUUUCAAAAAUAUCGUUUAAAAACAAAGUACAGAGGCUCUCCUCCCCCCACCUCACCCUGCCCUCCAUCUGAAUAUUGCUAUGUAGUACUGGUGAACCACCUUAGAGGAGCUAAAUUUAUUUUAAUUAAAAUAGGUAAUUAAAUUUAAAAAUCAGAAUCAGAAGCCUGGUUUUUAAGUAAUGUAAUAAUCUUUGAUAUCUUGAUAUGUGGGUACAUCAGAUGGAAAAAAUAUUCCCCGCUGAAGCACUCUUUGAUAGAGCUGGGGCCCUGUAGCCAGGAGUGCUGGUGGCCCCAGGCGGCGGUGGGGCCGACCACUGCCUCCCAUUCUGCCUGUGCCACCGAAUAACCCACAUCCCCAUAAACUGAGCUCCCGUAACCCUGCCCGUGCUGCGGAUUCGAGUGAUGCAAGCACAGGAACUCCUUCUGCUUUUUGGCUUAAAAUAAGCAUCUCAUCUAAAAUGGUCCUGUUACUUUUUUUUUUUUUAAGGGG